This is a messenger RNA of Gekko japonicus, 1315 nucleotides long. RefSeq names its product PARK2 co-regulated like (gene PACRGL). Lineage: Eukaryota; Metazoa; Chordata; Lepidosauria; Squamata; Gekkonidae. The coding region runs from base 160 to 918 and encodes 252 amino acids. The record is from RefSeq and is a predicted model, not a curated record. The transcript has 9 exons.
GCGCCGUUGCCAAGGCCCGGGGAGCCCGCGAGCGAGCGAGCGCCGCGUCCCUUGGAGAGCGCCGGAGGCCCCGAGCUCCAGCCGCCGCUUCCCCUCCCCUCCCCUCCCGUCGGAGGGAGGAGCCGCUGCAGGUGUCCGUGCAAAGGGCCCCAAAGAGGUAUGCAGGAAGCAAAGAAACGUGAAGCCAUAAAGUUGAAAAAUGGAGCAACUGGAACUGGAAGCAGUGGUAAGAGACUGUCUUCAGGCUCUCGGCUGAAAGAGAAAACAGAAGAGAGACAGAAAAGAAAGACGCUCUCUGCUUCGCCUGCUUCUCCUGAUCCUGUCAUUAAGCCACAGCCCCGGCCCAGUGACCGGCUUAAUCCCAAAACGAUUGAUCCGUUUGGUGUCCCGUCCAAAGCUCCCUCGGCCUUUGCUGCCAUUUAUUCUAAAGGAGGCAUUCCUUGCAGGUUGGUCCAUGGCUCGGUGAAACACAGACUGCAGUGGGACUGCCAUCCCGAAACCCUUCCAUUUGAUCCUCUCCUUAUAACUUUAGCAGAGGGACUGAGAGAGACGAGGCAUCCAUAUACGUUCGUAUCCAAGGAGGGCUUUCGAGAGCUGCUUUUGGUGGAAGGAGCGGCUCAGAAAGCGGUCCCGCUGCUGCCUCGCCUCGUUCCCGUGUUAAAGGCUGCUUUGGUCCAUUCAGAUGGGGAAGUAUUUGAAAGAGGGCUGACGGCCUUGGUACAGCUGAGUGCUGUGGUUGGCCCUGCGCUCAACGACCAUCUCAAACACCUGCUUUCAAGUCUUUCCAAGAGACAGAUGAGCAAGAAGUUCAAAGAGCAGACGACAGACGCUCUGCAGAAGUUGGAGCAGUACGGAGGGAAGGAAAGCUUGGCUGUUAUAAAAUCUAAAAUUCCAACUUAUUGUUCAAUUGCCUCCUGAAGAGAGGUGUGAAGAAGAAUUUAUUUUGGAACUGUCUGUUUUCUUGUGACUACGAGACACGGUUCUGUCAUUUCUCGGGGCGACAAGGAACGAUCAAGGCUCACGUGAAGAGUAAAUACGUUCAAGGAGCGUAAUUAUGGAAAGCGCCAGCAAUGGUAUAAUCUUUGCUGUUCAGUACUUCUAGCAGGAGUUGCAAAUGAGCUCAUCUGGUUUAUUAGAUGGGAUAAUGGAGUCGUGUGUCUUUGUCAUAUGCAACUAUCCAGAAAAUAGAGAUAUUUGCUGUGUAGGUACGUGUUUUUUAAUUAUGGGAUAUGUUUACUAAAUGUGAUACAUUAAACACUGAGGGUUUGAUCCAGCUCAAGUGAAGUACUAUUAAGACUUACAGAUUCAGUAGAAG